AGAUACGUCACGCGCGCGUCGAGCUCCAGAGAAGCCGGUUGUUCAUUGGCCGCGCCGCUGAAACCCCGCUCUCUCCACACCACCACCCAAGAAAGGUUGGCAGCGCUGCGACGACACACGCACACGAUCGUUGUGCCCGCGCGCGCACGGACACCGACACCACCCUCCCCCAACUGAUCCCGUCCUGUGACCGGUCACACCCCCCUCAGCUCUCGCCAUCACCGCAGCGACGUCACUCCACUACGGCUGUUCAUUGCGCUUGCUGUGUGGCGCUGUUAUGUUCAGUUUCCGUGUGUACGUGCCCGUGUACGCGGUCGUGGUAUCCGUUGUCCGUAUUCUCGCGCGUACUGAUCAUUAUUAUUAUUAUAACUAUUAGUUUUGUUUUUUCGUGUUUUUUUUUACAAUUAAAUUUGAUCAUAUGGAUUUUUAUCGAGUGGCGUUUAUUGAAAGCAAAUACAACAACGGCUCAACGACAACAUCGCGUGUUCACUACUGGUAAACAAUACCUAUCGACUUCUACUGAGACCACGCGCACACAUCUAAGAAAUCCGUAACCAUGCAGAUGGGUAAGCGACAACACUGCUACUUGUGUGACUUGCCCCGCAUGCCGUGGGCAAUGUUGCACGAUUUCACCGAGCCCGUGUGCCGCGGGUGUGUCAACUACGAGGGAGCCGACCGCAUUGAGUUGGUGAUCGAAACAGCCAGACAAAUGAAACGGGCCCAUGGAUUCCAGGAAUCAGCCCGGUCCACGGCCGUGGGCGGUGGUUCCAACGCUGUCAACGCGCACCACCCAAAAAACUCGCACCGACACGAGAACGGUACUCUGGAAGUGGUGGGAUUGCCACCGCAAGCACACCAGUUGGCCGCACGACAGACACAACAACCACCACCGCCCCCGCCGCCGGCCGCGGCCACGUCUCACUACGCAGCCCUGCACCAUCAGCGGUCCACGCUUAUGGAAUAUCCCGGUAGGCCGGGUGGUGGUCACGUUGUCGACCACGAGGUGGCUAUGAGCCGGACAUCGGUGCGCUUAUCGCAGAGCCAGCAGCAACAGCAACAACAACAACAACAGCAGCAGCAGCAGCAACAACAGCAGCAACAGCAGCAGCAACACAUGGCGCAUCACAUUCCGAGCCGGGCCCAAGCCGGUAGCCAGGGCCUGAAACGCGGACUGAGCACGCAAGCCGAUGACGACGAUCACCACUCUGAGAGCAACAAGCGCAUGAUGGAAGAACAGCAGCAGCGACCGCCGCUACAGAGGGGCGAAUCAUUGCCAGCAGUCAGUCUUGCCGUGCCGUUCGUCGAGCGGUCGUUCAAAGCCGAACCUAAACACCCAAUCAGGACCACAUCGUUCGACACAUCCACGUUCAAGGCAUCCAGUGGAUAUGCGUCGGCCGCCGUGGCACAACAGUGCAUGACCAACGGCAACGGACCGGCGGCUGGAUCACCGCUGGCCGCCGGCCGGACGACCGGGUCGCCGACGGACGGACCGCCGUCCAUGCAGACGAUCGGUGCCGGCGGCGGCGGGCAGCCGGGCGCGCAAAACCAGCAGAACGGGCCCAGCAACCCGAUGGCGGCGCUGAUGAGCGUCGCCGAUAACCUGCCGCCCGGUUCUCCGCAGAGUGCCCGCGGCAGUCCGCCCGGCUCCACCGGUCCCACCGCCCAGGCGCCCGGUGGUCCCAGGUCCGCAUCCCGAGGAUCUCAACACUCGCCAAACUCCACCGGCGGUUCGUCCAGCGGACGUAGAUCAUCCGGAAGCCGUCACGUCAGCUCCACGACUGUAACGUCAAGCGAGGCCAACGGCGGCGGCGCUCCUGGUGCCGGUGUGCCCGGCGUUAACGGUCCCGGAGUUAACGGCCCGGGCGGCGUCGGCGGUCCAGCCGCAAACGGCACCAGUGGAGGGAACGCGUUGAACGCAUCGGUUCCGGUCGGCGGCGGUCCCGACGGCAUCGCGCCCGGAACCCCUAUGGACGCCACCACACCGACGUUGCCGCAAGUGCCGCCUUCCGUGCCUCUGACGAAUGCGGCGGCGGCUGCUGCGGCCGCUGCCGCCAACACGGCUACACUCAAGUGUACGCUCUGCCAAGAGCGGUUGGAAGACACACACUUUGUCCAGUGCCCGUCUGUUCCCCAUCACAAGUUCUGUUUCCCGUGCUCGAGGGACAGCAUCAAGCGACAGGGGGCCGGCUCCGAGGUGUAUUGUCCGAGUGGCGAGAAAUGUCCGCUGGCCAAUUCAAACGUGCCCUGGGCUUUCAUGCAAGGCGAGAUAGCCACCAUACUGGGUGAAGAAUUCAAAGUGAAAAAAGAACGAGACUCAUAAAUUAUAUUAUUAUUAUUUUUAUUAUCAUAAUGUCAUAUUAUAUACUGUAAACGUGUUUCACAUAAUCAUAUUAUGUAUGUUAUAAUAUGAAACUUCACCACCUACGGAUCCUAACAGAUUAUCAGACUUCUAGGCCUGGAAGGAUCGAGGCCUCGGGUGUAAAAUAUGCAUUUAUUUAUUAAGCCCAUUGUAUAUUACAUUAUGUAUAAAAUAAUUUUAUUACGUUACGUGAAAAUGCCAAUAGCUAUUAUAACGGUAUUGUACGUUCCCGUAGGGGCAGUCCUUUAAUUUUACUUUUUAGGUGAAAUUUAGAAUAAUUUUAGCCUUGUUAUGUUCUUGUUUCCCUACCGUUUUCCUUCGAAAUCCCGUCGGCUCGUUCAACGUCGAUGGGACGCGGAAGGGAGACGAAAGGAAGCAAUAUUUGGCGUCAAGACUGAGUCAAGUCGUGUUUGUAUUUUACAUUUUUUAAGUAAAACAAUUAUUAAGAAAAACGGUCCUAAGACUGUGCUAGUCAAAGCAAGUAUAUGUAUAAUAUAUAUAAAUCUUAAGUGCACAAAAUGUAUAUUACUGUUUUUUAGCUUUAAACUAUGUACUCUAUAAUUAAUAUUUAGGCCGGUAGCGUUGAAACUACGUUUGAUAUUUUUGUUUUCGAACGGAGAUUAUAUUUUGUAAAGGAACUCACAAUCUCGCUUGUUUGCAUCUCGUGCGUGUAUAUUUGUCAAAAAUAUUAUCGUACUAGAUUUUGUGGUUUCUCCCUCACCCGCCGCCUCUUCCCUAAUGUGUUUUAAUAAGAAAAAUGAUAAUAAUAAAAAAUACAAAUCGGUAAUCAUCGGAAA
Messenger RNA from Metopolophium dirhodum (rose-grain aphid), 3156 nucleotides. It is a transcript of the gene Pits, whose product is annotated as interferon regulatory factor 2-binding protein 1. Gene Ontology annotation, cellular component: nucleus. Gene Ontology annotation, biological process: regulation of transcription by RNA polymerase II. Gene Ontology annotation, molecular function: transcription corepressor activity. NCBI's taxonomy places the organism in Eukaryota, Metazoa, Arthropoda, Insecta, Hemiptera, Aphididae. The transcript is spliced from 4 exons. The record is from RefSeq and is a predicted model, not a curated record. The coding region runs from base 557 to 2320 and encodes 587 amino acids.